Molecule: messenger RNA, 1385 nt
Organism: Macadamia integrifolia
Lineage: Eukaryota; Viridiplantae; Streptophyta; Magnoliopsida; Proteales; Proteaceae
Product: L10-interacting MYB domain-containing protein-like
Exons: 3
Coding region: 267-797 (176 amino acids)
Source: RefSeq, a predicted model, not a curated record
GAACAUUAUAUACAUCAUCGAAAUUAUGGUCUAACCCGCUUUAAAAAUUAAUCAAAAUCUAAUGUUCUUAGUUUAAAUUGUGUGAAGUAACAACCAGUAAAUGUUAAUGGAUCAUAGAAUCCAAGCACAAUCCAUUGAGUGUAACCUAUCUUUUUUUUUUCUUCCUCUUUUGCUAAAUAUUUUUAUUCCUAUUUCUUUGAAUUUUUUUUCCAUGUUCUUGUCUGUGUUUGAAUAUGUUACCUUCCCUCUAAUGAUUGUUCAGAGAUAUGAGAUCCCCAAGAUCCCCAACCCCCAAAAGUACUACUAUAAUCUGGAAUGAAGCAGAGCUAAGAUCAUUCAUCAAUCUCAUGGUUGAUAAUGUCCGCAACGGAUUGAAGACAAACUCAACAUUCACAAAGGUUGGUUGGGACAACAUUACAAAAGGGCUUGAAGCCGAAUUCAAAAGGCCCUUUGCGAAAGUACAACUACGUAACAAGAUGAAUAAGUUACGCAAGGAGUACAACAGCUUCAGGGCUUUGUUAGAAACAACUGGUUUUGGAUGGGAUGCGAAUGCUCGGACUGCCACAGCUGAUGAUUCAGUAUGGGAAUCUGCUAUUCAGGGAAACAAGGAUUGGGCAAAGUAUAGAAGAAAUGGUCUCCCCAUGUGGCCAGAGUUGUUAGAGAUCUUCUCCGACUCUAGUGCCCGUGGGGAUAGAGUGAUGCUUGUACUGGGACACCCAAGGGGUCAGCUCCUCCGAAGCGGCGACUUGAUAGGACUCCUACGGAUCGUAGGAGGAAGAGCCACACACGGACAUUGACGAACUCCGCUGAGGACUUUAGAACCUUCGUCCGAUGGAGGAUGGAAAAGGGAUCAACCUCUGCCACCUCAGCAGUUACCCGACCAACUGACCCUAUUGUUGAUGGACCAUAUAGCAUGAUCAGCUGUCAGAAGCUACUGGACAGUUUGGAGGAUAUCCCGACUGAUUUGUAUGUGUUAGUGCAGCGUAAGAUACACAGUGACCCUGGGUGGCGCAUGUCUUUUGUUGAAGUGAGACCUGACAGGAGGUUAUGGAUGAUACAUGGCCUGAAGGAGUGACCCCGACCCUUUUUGAAAGCAUGAAUGAACUUUGAAAUGUUUUGUUUGGAUUUUUUAUGACUUGAUAUUGACUGACACACUGAUGUCUUUUAUCGUACUAUGGUUGAUGUUGAUGUUUGACUUAUGGAUGCUUUGUUUUAUUUUGAUUGCAUGUGCUUCAAAUUUCUAGUAGUAUAGAUGACUGUUUAUGAUUGUGAAAUAUUAUGCCUUUUAUAUUAUUGUGUUUAUUGAUCAGCUUUGGGAUAAUUCCACUACUGAUGACUUGUUAUUAGAUUAGAAUGCUAUUAGAUGGUACAUUUAUGGACUCUAU